AUGUUCCGGGAUUCUUCCGAUGGCAUUGAGGAGUACAUCACAUCAGUCACUGGCUUUAUCAACAAGUGCAUCAAGGACGUCGUCCCCACAGUGACUACAGAUAAAUCGGGUUACCCAGCCCACCAAAGCCUUCACCAAAGAGGAGGAGGAGAACACACUAGAGAAACAGAAAGAGGGGAAGAUCCAGACAGUGGAGCCUGGAAAGGUGAAAAGGCCCCAGAGAAAGAGAGCAGCACAGCCAUAGAGGGCCCAGAUGACAGACAGAUAAACCGGGUUACCCAGCCCACCAAAGCCUUCACCAAAGAGGAGGAGGAGAACACACUAGAGAAACAGAAAGAGGGGAAGAUCCAGACAGUGGAGCCUGGAAAGGUGAAAAGGCCCCAGAGAACCCCAGAGAGCAGCACAGCCAUAGAGGGCCCAGAUGACAGACAGAUAAACCGGGUUACCCAGCCCACCAAAGCCUUCACCAAAGAGGAGGAGAACACACUAGAGAAACAGAAAGAGGGGAAGAUCCAGACAGUGGAGCCUGGAAAGGUGAAAAGGCCCCAGAGAACCUCAGAGAGCAGCAGAGGACAACAGAAUGCAGCAUGGGUGACGGACCUCUCUAAGGAGGACUUUCUCCGUCUGCUGGGGGUCAUGGAGGGGGAGGUGCAGGCCAGAGAGGAUAUUAUCCACAUGCUGAAGUCAGAGCGUACCAAACCCGAAGCCCUGGAGGCCCAUUACGGCUCAGCUGCCCCAAUCAAACCCCUCCAGGCCCUGCAGAGAGACAGCCUACUGACCAACAACACUUCAACGCUAGGGGACGACGUCUACCAGAUGCCCAUGCAAGAGUUGGACCGGCUGGAGGACAAGCAUCGCGAGACUUAUAGGCGUAUGCUGGAGCAGCUGCUGCUAGCUGAGAAGUGUCACCGCCGCACGGUUAACGAGCUGGACAAUGAGAAACGCAAACACACCGACUUCAUGAACAAGAGUGAUGACUUCACCAACCUACUGGAACAGGAGAGGGAGAGGUGA
This is a messenger RNA of Oncorhynchus nerka (sockeye salmon), 1014 nucleotides long. RefSeq names its product filamin-A-interacting protein 1-like. The transcript is spliced from 4 exons. The coding region runs from base 1 to 1014 and encodes 337 amino acids. NCBI's taxonomy places the organism in Eukaryota, Metazoa, Chordata, Actinopteri, Salmoniformes, Salmonidae. The record is from RefSeq and is a predicted model, not a curated record.